Messenger RNA from Exophiala oligosperma, 6182 nucleotides. RefSeq lists its product as uncharacterized. The record is from RefSeq and is a predicted model, not a curated record. The transcript has 3 exons. NCBI's taxonomy places the organism in Eukaryota, Fungi, Ascomycota, Eurotiomycetes, Chaetothyriales, Herpotrichiellaceae. The coding region runs from base 557 to 5842 and encodes 1761 amino acids.
CUUCAUUCGGCGUCGCAAUGACAGCGCCUUGGAGUUGUAGGUAAAACACCUUUCAGUGAUGCCAGAAACAAAGAGAAUGCCAAAACAGCAUGUUUGUGGAACGUAUUUCUCUAGCUGAGCGUGGCGCCACGAUUGUACAUUGAGAUUCAACACCCUCUCAGCUCCUCUGCUGCAGCAUGGCCAUGGCGGUACGGCCAGACCAACAUCCAGGGGACAUCGAGUCCGGACCAUUACCCUCUUGGUCCUUCGAAUGAUUGCAUUUCAUGUUCUAUCGCAAAAAAGGUCUCCCUUCAUUCCUGAACGCCGAUCCCUUGGUCUGAUAUGCCACACUUUCCCGCCAUCGUCUGUGCAGCGCGGUCGGCUUGGACAACAUCUCUGGAAUGCUACAUUCUGAUCAGGUUGUUUUGUUUUCGCGUCGUGGCUCCUGGGGUUCUAAUAAGCUAAUCAUGUCUGCAAUUCUACUUACAUUUCAUCGGAACAGUCACUCGUUUGGUUUGGAGUUCUGCGGUCCUCAUUCUACUGUUUUUGUUUCCAGCAAAACCACAACUUGCCCAACAUGUGGUGGGCUCCCACACUCCUUUUGCCAUACUUUGCCCUGUAUUUUGCAGUGGCCUCCGCUCAAGCUUUAUCUACAGUCACUUACGGACCCGGUGGACCAUGUCCUGUACCGUCGAUCACCAGUGUCGUUGUCGUGCAGCCGGCCGUUUACAGCUCGUUCAUCCAAUCCGCGUCACAAAUUUACAACAUCUUUGGUGAUGGCAAUACUAUCAUGAUCAACAAUGCCCCGACGACGUACAUUACAACUUCAUAUAUCUCGACCACUAUAGUGACGACUAUUACGACGUCCACAGUCAAUCCUACAGACACUAGCAGCUCUUCAACAUCCUCCACCAGCAGUAUGAUGGCCGGGUCCAGCACAAGUGCUUCUCCAGGGUCCUUUUCAUCUGGCGUCUCGAGCACCCUGUCUACAACCAUGCAGAGUACUUCUGGAACUCCCGCUUCAACAACCACGCAACAAACCUUUCCCCCGGUGGCUCCUCCACCAGCGACAACGACCAUUCCACCCGUGCUGACAAUUGUUACCACAGACGCCAAUGGAAACACCGUCACUGUCACAGAAACUCAACCAGACCUAACUCUAGGUCAGGGCUUACCGACCGGGACUCUAACCGACAUUCCUGCAACAUCACCGGUAAUGCUUGGGUUUACGUUCGGCGGAGGUGGGGCGAAGGUCAAGAGAGAUGCGUACGAGGAAGAAUGGGAGUAUGGAAUAGUCGGGAUGCAGUAUCAAAAAGAGAAGCGACAGGACGACUCAGUCCUGCCUUCUGCACCACCUCAGGGACUGCUCCAGGGCAAGGACGGAGAAGCAGGCAACAACUGCGGAUUUGCUACUCGAUAUUUCCUAUCGGCUGGUCGACUCUUGGCUGGAAACGAAUCUGUUGGACGUAACUCCAGCGACAUCUUUGUGGCAAUGUCGCCGGAAUCAUAUCCCAACGACGUCAAUACCACUCUGUUCUUCGAGAAUGGUAUCCUGGGAUGGAAUUCGACUGAUAAAGGGCCAGCAACAUUCUAUCAAUGUAGUGAUGGACACAUAUAUGCAGGCUUCCCCGACCCUGCCUUGCCAAACUGCUAUCCAAUCAUCAUUGGAGGCAUAGCCGCUGCGGCCUGUCCUGUAGACUAUACGAACAAAGCUGUUGCACCUCCGGACGAUGGGUCAUCAACAACGACAAUGAUGACUUCUACUACCUCGACCGAGGAGACAGAGACAACGACGACCACCACAACCACCACCACGCCGAUGGAACCUCCAGAUUCUACGACGACAACUGUCUCAAGCGCGGCAACAGACAUCAGCACCUCCGAAGUAUCAUCGAUAACCCAAGAGAGCACUACUGAUUCGACGACAGCUGCGCCGACUGACUCGAAUACUCCAGUCCAGACAAGUCAAACAACUGAAGCGCCGCCGCCGUCGAGUGUCCCAACGUCUGGAGUCAGUACUCCAGUAGCAAGCAGUACGACCGCAGUAGUACCUCCUCCCGUCUCAAGUACAUCGGCAGCCACCCCUGCAGCAAGCAGCACAACAAUUGCAGUGCCUCCCUCUGCCUCGAGUACAACCCCGGUAAUGCCAGCAUCAAGCACUACGUCACCACCCGUGGUCAUGCCUACCACAACCACGGCACAACGCAGCAGCACCAGCAGCACCAGCAGUCCAGCAGCGAGCUCCAGUGGCAGCGUGAGCGUAGUGGUUAGUUCGACAGGACCGAUAGUCGCUACCAGUACAGGUCAAACGUCUGGAAGCCAAACUAGCCCUGCGGUUUCCGCAACUGGAACGAGCAGUGGACCUGCUGGUGGACCAAGCACUACUUCGGUGGUUGGCCAGAGUACAAGCACGACUCCUGGUACCGUGAGCGGUACUUCAGCAGGUAUAGUGUCCUCCUCUCCCUCAUCCACUCUUUCCCCUUUCACAAGCACCACAUCCUCGCCUGUUGGCAGCAGUGUACCGUCGGGAACGACGUCUUCGCUCCCUGCAGCUUCAACUUCUGUACCAGGACCAAGCACGAACUCGCCAGCAUCUACAGGAUCCAGCAUUGCACAAACGUCGUCGUCCGUGCCUGCACCGCCUCCCACGACCACGACUUCCGUUCCAGGAGCUGUAACUACGCAGAGUCCGCCAGCGGGAACAACACAAAGUGUGACGCAGCCACAAUUCACCUCUCAAUCUGGCAGUUCGUCGGUGGCGGCAGGUACAAGCUCCGGUACGUCUAAUACAAUUACAUACACAAGCUCCUCCAGUGCACCCCCAGCACAGUCAACAUCGUUGUCGUCCUCAAAUGGCGCUGUAUCGACCAGCGCAUCUAAUUCUCCCACUACCACAGUGGGAGCGACAUCUUCGACUACUUUGGCACCACCUGGCACAAGUUCGAUCAGUUCGAGCUCGUCUCCGCCUUCUACCACCACAAGCUCACUUGUCGUAACUUCUGGCUCGACCACGACUGUGAUUAAUCCUCUUUCUAGCACGUCUAGCAGCACGACAAACCCAGGGGUCACUAGCUCAACAGCUGCGAGCACAUCGGUCACUGCGGCCACGUCAACGUCGACUUCCACAGUCCUGACUACAUCGGUUCAAGCGCCCACUUCCACGAGUACCACCGUACCGUCGCCCCCGACCACAACUAGUGCAAUUAGCACGUCUACGGUCAGUACGACAGGUACAUCAACGGCAGCUGUAACUACAGGUACGUCAACGUCAGUGGGAAGUUCAACGACUCCAAUCACAAGUCCAAGUACGUCAACCUCGUCUACCAGUCCUACUUCUGUGGUCACAAGCACAAGUACCUCAACAACGUUGCCAAUUACGAGCUCAAGUACAUCUGCUUCUCCUGUAACAAGCUCAAGUACGUCGUCGACGUCUCCUGUAACCAGUUCAAGCACUUCGGUCAGCACGAGUACAACUACAUCAACUUCUCCUGUGACAGCCUCAAGUUCGUCAACAACGUCGCCGAGUACGAGUUCAAGUACAUCGACUUCUCUUGUAACCACCUCAAGUACGUCGACGACAUCGCCUACAAGCACAACUUCGAUAAGCACGAGUUCAAGUUUGUCGACUUCUGCAGUAACAAGCUCAAGCACUUCGACGUCGUCAACUACUGCGACUUCUACGUUCACGAGCUCGAGCGCAUCGACUCCUGCAAUUUCGACUUCGACUACAUCAACUACCUCUGGACCAAAUACGAGCAGCUCGACGAGCACGACUUCCACAGUUACAAGUUCAAGUACGUCGACUUCCACUACUGUGACACCGUCAAGCACCUCGACGUCAACUAGCACAACUACGAGCUCAGGUACGUCAACAUCAUCCAGCACAGCUUCCACGAUUUCGACCUCAAGUUCGUCAACGUCAAUCAGCACUACUACAGUUACGAGCUCAAGCACCUCGACCUCUACAGUCACAGUCUCAAGUACGACGACUUCUACAUUGACAAGCUCAAGUACUAUAACGUCGGCCGAUACCACUUCGUCAACCUCUUCAACUACAACUCCGAGUACGUCCACUUCUUCAAGCUCUUCUACAAGUAGCACAACGAGUAGUCCUAGUUCAACAAGCUCAACAAGUACUACAGUUUCUUCAACAACGACAUCGGUUAGCUCGUCGAGCACUUCGAGUACGUCUACAAGUACAAGCACUAGUUCCACAUCGAGCAGUACUACAACUCCAACGAGUUCUAGUACAAGCUCAACAAGCACAUCUUCGAGUACAAGUCCAACGAGUUCCAGCUCAACAAGUACAAGUCCAACGAGUUCUAUAUCAAGUACCAGUACAACCUCAACAAGCACAACUUCGAGCAUAAGUACAACGAGCACAAGCUCAACGAGUACAAGUACCUCAAGUGCAAGUUCUAGUACGACUUCGAGCACCACCUCAAGUACCACUUCUACCAGUUCCACAACAAGUAGUGCCACGACGACAACGACGAUAACUUCCCCCACCACUACCACGACGUCAUCUGUUUCUUCUACCAGUUCAUCUUCUUCUAGUAGUAUCACUACAUCGCUAACAACUACUUCUACAGCUUCUAGUACGACUACGACGAGCACGACAAUCACUACAACGACGACCAGUACCACAACCUCGACGACCACAACGACCACGGGAGGAUCAACGACCACGACCACGACGACAACAUCGACGACCACCAGCCCGACGACAACUACUACAACAUCUUCAACGACGUCAACGACCACCACGGCUACUUCUGUCUAUAUAACUCCACCCAACUACAGUUCGCUGGCAUCAACAUACUAUCUUGCCUCCGCAGCAAGCUCAGCUGCGUCUGGGACACUAUGCGCGAGUGCAAAUGUCGGAUCCACGAUACCGACGUAUCCUAUUCGAGCUGGAGCAUACAACUACAGAAAGGUCGCGCUAUCAAGCAACCCCGCCGUUGUCUACGAAAUCGCCUGUUUCAUGUCGCCUUUUGCUGGUACCACCACUUCAGCCGUAAACAACGUCAAUUCCCUCGAGUACUGCAUGGAUCUUUGCACGACAGCCAACGCCAACACGCCAGGCAGUUGCACAAUUGUCCAGUGGGAAACAAACAACAACAACAAAUGCACGCUAUACACUUCGCAAGCGUCUUGUAACAGUGGCGUGGCAGGCAACAGUUGUUUCCCAAACAAUGUGGUUCUCAAUGGUGUUCGGUCUGCGAGACUGCUCACGCCGACUGCUCCAAACGUCACCGACGCCACGUUCAUGCAAGCGCCAAGCAGCCUGUACAAUCUGGACCUCUGUGGUGGAGGGAGCCUCAACUACUACGACAGAGCAUUCAUCGGCCAUGUUCACUCGGACAAUACAUUCCGGAUUGGCCUCGCGGAUAUUUGGUUGUUGACCUGCCUGGGCUACUCAUACUACACUGUUGGUGGCGUAACAAGCUCGAGCCUGCUCAACACUGCGACCGUUGCGGCGGGAUUGAACAUGGGGGUGCCCAACACGGCCGACGACUGCAUGCGACUCUGCGCCUUUUACAAUGACCACAACGGUGACAACGGCUGCCGCAUGUGGCAUUUCAUGAAUGACAAUACCUGCAACAUGUACAGCAGUCGUGGCAAUAUUCCCACCGGCUCGAACCCGACCAUGGUCAGCGCCAGCAUCGUCGCGGCAGGCCUUUACCGCGGCGGCACCGGCAACAUGUACCCGGCACUCAGCUACAAGCGCUCGUUGCCGCCCAGCGAAGGCUACGGUCGCCACCACGCAAGAGACACGCUGGCCGAGGUCGACGGGAUCGUGGCCGAAUACAUCAUCCCAUUCCGCAAGCCCCUUGGUGUCGCUAAGCGAGUCAAGAAUUGAUGAGUCCAGCCGACUGGUUCGUGAGGGUGGGUGGUGGAGGAGUUUUGAAGUUGACGCGCAAGAACUAGAUACGGGUCCACGACGACGAGGAUGGGCAGGAAAACGCAUGGGCUUUUCAGGGUCGUUUCAUUUUUUUUUCUUGUUUCUGUAUUCGGCGCUCUCGCUUCUGAACCGGUUCGAUCAAAAUAGGUGAAACACCAAAAAAAAGCACCUAUGGCUCUUGGAAUAGGAAUCGAUCGGAAGUUCUGUAGAGGUCUAAUUCAUUCUUGGAUUUUGACCGCAGAUUUUAUCAAAUUCUAUUGUUCCCCAGUGCUUGUGAUUCCUUACAUGACUCGCCACA